AUGGUGGUGUACACCAACCAGAGUGUUUUUGUUGCGUUAUUAGUCGGCACAGUGGCUCAAUGGGUCAGCUUCAUCGAUGCCGUUGACGUUACCCGUUGCCAGACGGUUGGCGGUGGUUGGCGGGAGAGUGGGGAGGUGCCGUCGAAGAAGGUCUAUGAGGACGACCUUGUUUACGCCUUUCGAGAUAUCAGCCCUGUCGCCCCGGUUCAUGUGUUGUUGAUCCCAAAACACAAGGGUAAUCUCACUAGGCUAUCCAAAGCUACUGAGAUGGACAAGGACUUGCUUGGACAUAUGAUGGUAACUGUUCCUAAGGUUGCCUCUGCUGCUGGGUUAGAUGAGUAUCGUCUCGUUAUUAACGAUGGAGCUAGUGCUUGUCAGAGUGUGUGGCAUUUACAUAUGCAUAUCAUCGGUGGACGCCCUAUGAAGUGGCCCCCGGGAUGA
Messenger RNA from Perkinsus marinus ATCC 50983, 441 nucleotides. Its product is annotated as 14 kDa zinc-binding protein, putative. The transcript has 4 exons. Gene Ontology annotation, cellular component: cytoplasm. The record is from RefSeq and is a predicted model, not a curated record. Lineage: Eukaryota; Perkinsozoa; Perkinsida; Perkinsidae. Bases 1 to 441 code for a protein of 146 amino acids. Gene Ontology annotation, molecular function: hydrolase activity.